CGUUUUUCAAGGCAAGAUUGCAUUCACAAAACAUCCCCCACGUGUCAAAAGUCACCAACAUCCAAGUCAAUAUCAAUGCAACACCCAAGGUUAUCUCCAAUCCGCCAAGCCUGGUACAAAUGGAAAGCACUGCGUUUACCAUGGCGAAAGCGAUUCCUCAUCGGUCUUGACCUCCAGGGCAACACCUUUUGGGAAUUCCGUGAUGUGCGCGGCGACGGCCCCAUCUCACGGUGGCGGCGCAUCGUCAAGUUCCCAUCGUCGACGCACUACGGAGACGUCAAGGUCAGCCCGCAGUGGAGCCAGUGGCUGCGGCACAUGAGGGAGCACCCGCCGUCGCUCGAGGAGCAGCAGCAGGAUCUGGUCCGGCAGCAACGGAUGAAGCUCUUGGCCGCCGAGGCCGACGCGAGGUGGAAGGCCAAGCCGAGCAUUCUGGAUCCGCCGUCUGCGACCGCCGGCCGCCAUGGUACUCAGAGUCUUCCGGUGGAAGGUGGUGGGUUCGUAGCUGAAGAGCAACAACAACAGAAGCAGCAGCAGCAGCAGGAUGAUAGCGUUGCUGUUGGUCAGCAAGGACAACAGGAGCAGCAAGCUUCACCACCCCCGGCACCUGCAAAAGACCCAUGGGCUAAAGCGAGGGGUGGACCUAGUGAAAGCUGGCAGCCAGAGGCAUGGAAACCUACAUCCACGCGCAAGAGAUGAGAAGCAGGAGCUCAUUAGCUGAGACGUGUCAUUUGUACUUGUACAGUUAUUGUAAUAACAGGAGCAUACGAUAAUUUUGGGAUACAUAUAAUGAAAGAACGAAAACUGGAU
Messenger RNA from Pyricularia grisea, 807 nucleotides. RefSeq lists its product as uncharacterized. Bases 76 to 696 code for a protein of 206 amino acids. NCBI's taxonomy places the organism in Eukaryota, Fungi, Ascomycota, Sordariomycetes, Magnaporthales, Pyriculariaceae. The transcript is spliced from 2 exons. The record is from RefSeq and is a predicted model, not a curated record. Gene Ontology annotation, cellular component: membrane. Gene Ontology annotation, biological process: mitochondrial respiratory chain complex I assembly.